This is a messenger RNA of Triticum turgidum subsp. durum (durum wheat), 2607 nucleotides long. Lineage: Eukaryota; Viridiplantae; Streptophyta; Magnoliopsida; Poales; Poaceae. The record is from the annotation of a GenBank genome assembly.
AUGAGCUCCCCCGCCGACUCCGGCCACCUCCCGGCCCCCGCGCCUCCGCCGCAUCACCCUCUUCCCCCCUCCGUCCCAGCACCAGCACCAGCACCAUGCCCGACCCCAGCCACUCACGCCGCCUCCCCGCCAAAACCUAAAUCCCCAAUCGCCGCCACCACCGCUCCGCCGCCGCCACCACCGGAGCCAAAUGCCUCGGCCGCCUUCUCCGGAAGCUCCCCCGCGCAGACCACCAGCACCGCCGCGGAGGACCACCAAAGCCCGCCCUCCGGCGGCGCCUCCACCAGCGCGGCCAUUGCGGCCGCGGCCGCCUCGGCGCGGCCGGAGGACUGCACGCCGCGGAUGGACAUGGAGUUCGACACGGAGCUGCAGGCGUACGACCUCUACCGCCUCUACGCCUUCAAGCUCGGCUUCAACGUCCGCCGCCGCUACACCAACCGCAGCAAGACCUCCGGCGAGGUCACCUCCUGCAAGUUCGCCUGCUCCCGCGAGGGGUUCAAGGACCACAAGACCGCCACCGCAACCGCCGGCACAGCUAAGCUCCCCCGCGCCGCGGCCAGGCUCUCCCGUGCCGCCGCCGCCGCCAUCCCCGCGCCGGACGGCAGGACCGGCUGCAACGCGCACCUCACCCUCCGCCGCACCAAGGCCGGCGGCAGGUUCCAGGUCUCCGCCUUCCAGCCGCGCCACAACCACCCGCUCUUCGCCGCUCCCCGCGGCCCGCCCAGCCCCUUCCACUCGCCGCCGGAUGCCGCUGCCGCCGUCGUUCCGCCGCGGGAUUUCAUUGACGACGAUGCAGCAGCGGGGGCGGCAUGGGCCGAGGGAGAAGGGCCCCUGCGCACCAGGCGGCAGUGGGAGAUCAAGUACGGGGAGGCGGCCGCCCUGCUGAACCACCUCCAGCGGCAAUCGCUGGCCGACCCGGGGUUCCACCACGCCGUGCAGCUCGACGUCGAGGACAAGGUGGCCAACGUCUUCUGGGUCGACGCCAAGAUGGUCGCCGACUACGCCCACUUCGGCGAUGCUGUCGCCUUCAACGUCGUGUCCAGGAACAGCAGCAGCCUCCGCCACCUUGCCUCGUUCGUCGGUUGCAACAGCUUUGGCGAGCCCGUCGUCUUCGGGCUGGCGCUCAUGUACGACGAGACCUGCGAGUCGUUCCGGUGGCUGUUCCAGACGUUCCUGCAAGCCAUGUCUGGGCGAGCACCCAAGACCUUCAUUUCGCAUCAGGACACGGUGAUAGCAGAGGCCCUGUCCUUGGCGAUGCCUGGCACGACGACGGCUCAUGCCAUAUGCGCGUGGCACAUAAAGCAUGUUGCAAAGGGGAACAUACGUCAGCUUUCUAAAGGCGAUGCCAGUUUCAUCGAGGAGUUCAAGGCGUGCGUCGACGGAGAGUAUGACGAGGAGGCGGGAUUUCUCGCCGCAUGGGAUGCUAUGAUCAGCAAGUACGAGCUUCGUGACAACCCGUGGUUGCAGAGGUUGUUUGAGGAGAAACACAAGUGGGCUAGGCCCUACGCGAAAGGGGUCUUCUCGGCCGGGAUGGAAGGCACACGGUUGAACGAGCGCCUGAAUUCUGAGGUGCGCAGUCAUCUGAGAGCAGAGGUGGACAUUGCUCUGUUUUUGAGGCAUCUUCAGAAAGUGAUCGGCGACAGGCGGCACAGAGAGUUGGAGAUGGAAUAUGGUUCAAGGUGGAUGAUGCCCUACCUCAAAAUCAGAGCUCCUGUUCUGACACAGGCUUCCGAGGUCUAUACCAGUGUGAUCUUUCAGCUUUUCCAAGAGGAAUACGAGGAGUUCCAGUCAGCUUACAUCGUGAGCCGUGAUGAAAGCGGCCCGUGUCGGGAGUAUGUCGUCUCGCUUGUGGAGAAGGAGGACCGGCGGUACACGGUUUAUGGGAACCCUACGGAGCAGACUGUCGCAUGCUCGUGCGGCAAGUUUGAGACGAUUGGCUUCUUGUGCAGCCAUGCUCUCAAGAUUCUAGAUGUUAUGGACAUAAAGUAUAUACCAGAGAGAUACAUCAUCAAGCGCUGGACCAAACAUGCAAGGCGUUUGACCUCCUCUUCACCGGAGGUUCCUGUUCCUGGGCAAGCCGUUCAAGCAGAGGAAUCAUUGGAGAUUUCUUCUAAUCGCUACCAGCACUUGUGCCCAAAGUAUGUCAGGCUUGUUGCCCGUGCAUCAGAAUGUGAGGAGUCCAGCAGAGUACUAGACCAAUUCUGGGGAGAACUUGGCGACAAGGUUGAGCAAAUCCUGCAGAAACAAACCAGCAUUAGCAGUGCACCUGUGACACUACAGCCUGAUGUUCAGAAUCUUAAGAUGGCCUUGUCUUCCAUCACGAAUGGCACUGAAUCAGAAAAUGUUCUGGACAUAUCAAGCAGGGCAGCAGCAAAAACAGUAGUAAAGAAGAAAGUCCAGAAAAACAAAAACCGUCAGAGAAAUUGCAUUGAAAACGGUCCGACAAAGAAGCAGAAAGUGCACUCAGAAGAACCUGCAGUAGUGCAGUAUGGUUUGGUAGAUGGUUCUGCCCAGUCUGCAAAUGCUAUGUUUCAGGCUUGGAGGCUCCUCCUAACAUGUCCAAAAUGGGUAGCCAAACUCCAACCUAUAUACCUUACAUGGGACUGA